Molecule: messenger RNA, 1466 nt
Organism: Phyllotreta striolata
Lineage: Eukaryota; Metazoa; Arthropoda; Insecta; Coleoptera; Chrysomelidae
Source: the annotation of a GenBank genome assembly
CGUACAUAACAUAACCUAACUACCUAACAUUGUACAAAAAAUGUCGAAAAGUGUGUUGUUAAAGUACAUCUCAAUAGGUUCUGUUGCUGCAUGUGGUUAUUUAGCAGGAAUCCAAACAGAACGAUAUAAAAAUGUACUCCCCCAAAAUAACUUGAAUCUGAAGAAUAUGCCGGGUUUACCCAUCUUCGGCACUGUUUCAGCGGCUACAUCAUUCUCACCUGUUCCCGUACCAGAUCAAUCCCUAGCCAGUGCAACAAACGCCCUUGAAUUGAAAUCCACAGGGAACAGAAUAGCCCAAAUAAUGAAAUACGGUUUUCCCGGUUUAGACAACGUCAGAUCAUUCAGCGACUAUGUUUUGAGUUACGAUCGCAGGAAUCGAGUUGCCCAUUGGGUGUUUGAGCAUUUGACCAAAGACAGCGUCAAAUACAACGAAGCAGUGGAUAGAUCAAAGUGCGAUUUCAAACCCGAUGAAAGCAUUCAUAAAUAUUUUAGAUCGGAAAAUUCGGAUUAUAAAAAAUCGGGCUACGACAGGGGACAUUUGGCGGCUGCGGGUAAUCACAAAUUCCACCAACAACACGUAGAAGAAACGUUUUAUUUAUCCAACAUGGCGCCGCAAGUGGGUAGAGGGUUCAAUAGAGAUGCCUGGAAUAAAUUGGAGAAGCACGUUAGGAAUUUAACGAAGAUUUAUGCGAACGUUUAUUGCUGCACUGGGCCUUUAUAUUUACCAAAGAAAGAAAAUGAUGGAAAGAACUAUGUAAAAUACGAAGUUAUAGGAGCUAAUCAUGUUGCUGUCCCUACUCAUUUUUUUAAAGUAGUUGUUGGGGAACUCUCUAAUGGUUCAUUAGAAAUGGAGGCAUAUGUGAUGCCGAAUCAAGUUAUAAAUGAUAAUAUUCCAUUGACUAGUUUUCAGGUACCUCCUGAUAGUGUUGAAAGAGCAGCUGGUCUGUUAUUUUUUGAUAAUCUUUCAAGAAGCAAAAUAAGUAAAAUCAACGGGAAAAAGAAUUAACGUUAUACGAAUUUUAAAUGAUGUGAUAUGUAAAUUGUGUUUAGUUUUUAAGUAAAAUAAAGUGUAAAACAUACCAUGGCUUAAAAGUGAGAUAAAAAUAAUGGCCUUUAACGUUACGGAAAAUCUAUUGCUUAAAAAUAAUGUAUGGUGCUUAUUUCUCAUCUUUUCAUAGAAGGAAAUAAUUCUCCUGAACCAGUUCCUGAACCAUAUUAACAUUCUCCCAUGUUUGUUAUUGGUUCCUUGUUCACUUGUAGUUUCCCAAAUACAGGUGCACAUGCCUGAGAAUCCUGCAAUCACAGAAUUUUAUUUGUAUUGGCCAUUUUGUCAUCCGAAGAAUCUGUAAAUUGCCUUGGAAAUUCUGAAUGAUUAUCAUUAGCAGUUUCACAGUUUGGUGGAAUUUGUACUUUCUGCUGCAACAUAGCCGCAUCUUCAAUUAACGACUGAUAUCUUUCCAAAUUCU